This is a messenger RNA of Aspergillus mulundensis, 1053 nucleotides long. Its product is annotated as F-box protein. Gene Ontology annotation, molecular function: protein binding. Bases 1 to 1053 code for a protein of 350 amino acids. The transcript is spliced from 2 exons. NCBI's taxonomy places the organism in Eukaryota, Fungi, Ascomycota, Eurotiomycetes, Eurotiales, Aspergillaceae. The record is from RefSeq and is a predicted model, not a curated record.
AUGUCCGCCAUCACCCGCUUCCCACCAGAGCUCCUAGCCCUAAUUCUCAAGAACCUCCCAACCAUCCAGGAUGUCAUCCGCGUCGCCACCGUCAAUCGCGCAUUCCGCUCAGCCCUCACGCUCUUCGAAAGCAGCAUCCUCCGCUCGUGCCUCCGCAACAGAUGGGCGAAUAUCUACGUGUUUACCGCCGGGCGCGUCGUCCUCUGGCUAAUGAAAGUUGUGCGAUCGCGAAUCUUCCACCCGUCGUCAAUGGAACGCCUCCUUAAAACCGUCUGGCCGGAUUUCGUGGCCUUGCAUCUCGAGGAAGCGCUGAUGCCAAUCGGCCUUCAGAUCUGGGGUCUUUAUCUGCGCAAGCAUGACGGUGUCAAGGCGCGCAAGAUCCUCGUUGCUCUUUUCGAGGGGAAAGAGCCGUUUACGUGGUCGGUUCCAGCUGGUAUCAAGCCGACGGGGAAAACGGCCGAACGGUACAACAAGGUCAAGACCGAGUAUGGAAAGGGUCCGAGACGAGCCGGGUUAUAUCCGAUUGGCAAGGCGUUGAUGAAGAGUCUCCUCCCUGCUGAUGUUCCGCUCGUCCAUCGGGAUAUACUCCGUGGUCUAUUAUCCGAGCUAAGAAUGCUGAAGAAGAUGUACCACAAAGGGAAUACACUGCUCAUUGCAGACGGGGGGAUCAGCCAGAUACGGUGUCCGUGGGAGCCGUACUCGAGGGAUCUUUCGUUGGAUGGGUACAUGCAGCGAGGUAGAUGGAAUGAGCAUCUCGGGUGGCCGGAGGGUUCGAUCGAGCGGACGGUCGCGGUUUGCCGGGUGACGCAGUGGACGUUGGCGGAGUAUCGGUAUAAGGUUACGGAUCGGGAUAGUCAGAUUAUUAUUGGGAUGACGUCGUUGAAUAGUGAAGGCUACAAAGGCUGUGGCAUGGAGCUGCUCCGGCCGUUUCCAGAGCAGAUCCCCGACGUUUGGGACUUCGAUAGUAGCGACGACGAGUGGGAUGAGGUCGAGAGGAUCAUCAAUGAAAGGACGCCGGGAGGAUCUGUUGAAGCUGGAUCUGCCGCAUCAUGA